Hypomesus transpacificus is the source of this 3149-nucleotide messenger RNA. RefSeq names its product deoxynucleoside triphosphate triphosphohydrolase SAMHD1-like. Gene Ontology annotation, cellular component: nucleus. Gene Ontology annotation, molecular function: dGTPase activity. The record is from RefSeq and is a predicted model, not a curated record. Gene Ontology annotation, biological process: regulation of innate immune response; dGTP catabolic process; defense response to virus. The coding region runs from base 98 to 1654 and encodes 518 amino acids. The transcript has 14 exons. NCBI's taxonomy places the organism in Eukaryota, Metazoa, Chordata, Actinopteri, Osmeriformes, Osmeridae.
AGCAUGUAUCAAAGAACAGUAAACAAUUUAAUAUUUAUGGAUUACUUAAAAUGGUAUUCAAAGACAUUCGGAGGUGUUGGCUAAUGAUCGUCUACAGAUGGGAGUGUCCUCCUCAUUACUGCAUAAAAGCACACUUACAUCUCUACCUGGCGUUAUUCCGAAAAAUCAGUUACCUUACCACAUCAGUUCACUAGUGCCGUUUAUUUCAUUCCUCAAAAUGAUUUGCUCCAAAUGCUCAACUCCCGCUGACUGCCAGUUCAAUGUGGAGGGAAAGGUGUUCAACGAUCCCAUACAUGGGCUUGUGCCAAUGCACCCUUUGCUGGUCCGCAUCAUUGACACACCCCAGUUCCAGAGGCUUCGCUACAUCAAGCAGCUUGGAGGGGGCUGCUACGUCUAUCCUGGGGCCUCCCACAACCGCUUUGAGCACUCCAUAGGAGUGAGUCACCUGGCAGGGAGACUGGUCAAGGAGCUGAAAGAGCAGCAGCCAGAACUUCAAAUCACUUGCAGAGACUUCCUCUGUGUGCAGAUUGCUGGCCUCUGCCAUGACCUGGGACAUGGCCCUUUCUCCCAUUUGUUUGAUGGGAUGUUUAUCCCCAAAGUCAUUGUUGGAAGUACAUGGAAGCAUGAGAAUGCGUCCGUCGCCAUGUUUGACCACCUUGUCUCCAAAAAUACAUUGGAGAUGGAGCAGCAUGGUCUGGUCCUGCCUAAAGACCUGGACUUCAUCAAGGAACAAAUUGCUGGGAAGUGGCCUUACCAAGGCAGACCAGAGAAGUCUUUCCUGUAUGAUAUCAUAGCCAAUAAAAGAAACGGUGUUGAUGUUGAUAAAUGGGACUACUUUGCCAGGGACUCCUACUACCUAGGUCUUCAGAGUAACUUUGACCAUGACCGCUUUAUCAAAUUUGCCCGAGUCUGCGAGGUGGAUGGGGAGUCUCAGAUCUGUACCAGAGACAAGGAAGUGGACAACCUGUAUGACAUGUUCCACACCCGAUUCAGCCUCCACAGACGAGCCUACCAGCACAAAGUGGUAGAAGCCAUUCAGCUCAUGAUCAGAGAUGCCCUUGUCGAAGCAAAUCCUUUCAUCUUGAUUGAAGGCUCUGGGGGGGGAAUGUUCAGAAUGUCAGAGGCCAUAGAUGACAUGGAGGCCUACACUAAACUCACAGAUCAUGUAUUUGAGCAGAUCCUCCACUCCCCCUCUCCUGAACUGGAUAAGGCAAGAAAGAUUCUAGAGAGAAUCACCCACCGACAUCUCUACAAGUGUGUGGGCCAGAUCUUACAGGUGUGUGGGGGUAUAAAGGACAGGGUCACGGACAACUUGGAGGACGAGGUCAUGGACAAGGUCAAGAAAUGGCAAAGUGACGUGGCGAGUAAAAUGAAUUUGGAUGCGAAUGACUUUGAACGUUGUGUCGUCAAAAUUGACUAUGGGAUGAAAGAGAACGACCCCAUUGACCAAAUGCGCUUCUACAGUAAGAAGGAACCUACCAAAGCUUUCAAAAUCUCCAAAGACCAGGUGUUAUACCUCAAGCCAGAGAGAUUUUCACAGCAUCAGAUCAGGAUCUUCUAUAAGAAUGAGACUGAUGAAGAGACUAUGCAGAACAUUAAGGAUGACUGGAGCGGCAGCUUCCCCGAAUCACAUGAUGAACCCCAGAAUGAGUGAGGGCCAGAACAGAAGAUCAGGAGAACCAAGGAAUAAAGAAAGUCUGAGCGUUCUCCCCAGAGAUCCCUCUUCUCAAAUGAUGAAGCACAGUGAUAUUUAGUAGGUGUCUACUGUGCAUUGUGCUGUGGAACAGAUGUGUAACUGGUCUUAUUGUUAAACUGCUAUGCUUCUUGAAACUGCACCCAAGACUUUCACCCACUGGUGCACUUGUGUUCAUGGUUGAGUGACAAAACUGAUUGGUUUUGGUUUAAUAGAGAUGAUGACAGUUAUUAAGAUGCAAAAAAAGAAAUGUCACUGAGUCAGCCCUGUUCAAUCACUUUAUUCAAUUUCUGCCUUUUCUCCAAUCACUGAGUUGUCAUCUCUUUAAUAAUGUUAAGAUGAUUUUUAUGUAAGGAAAACCUCAAUAUUUAAGAAUGGCUUAUUGUUAGGUGCAAAUGAAUUGGAAUGCAAGCAUCAAAAAUGUUUCUUUAUUUUUGUGUUUUUUGGGUGUUGAAGACAUGUUGAUUCUGUCUGGGAUUUGAAACUAAGUUAACAUCGUAAUCGUAGCCUACAUAUUUAACAUUGACUAUUCAAAUAUUUAAUAGGUGUGGAAGUGGGCUGAGCCUUUCAAUAUGUUAUUCCAAUGACUGCUUACCCUGCGUGUCAUUUUAGUGUUUAGUUUAAGUUUGUCUCCCUCUACAGGACGAGAUCAGAAUCAGAACCGGUUUUAAUCACCAUGAAAAUGUGCACAGACAAGGAAUUUGGUUUGGCAAGAAGGUGCAUACAUUAAACAUAUAGGAAUCUCAAAAAUGUUAAUAUGAGAUCUAACUAUACUAAAGGUACAUAGGCUAGCAAUACUUGGAAAUAAAAUACACAAUAAAAUAUAAAGUAUAAUAAAAAAAUUACAAUAUAGAAAUACAAAUCUUACAAAAAAUACAAAUGGUACAAAAGAUACAAAUUGUGUAUUGUAGUGCAAUAUAAGAUAAAUAAUAAGAUCAUGUUCAAUAGGCCCAGGUGUGGCUUCCUGAGUGCAAAAAAGCAGAUUCGAUCUUGGGAUCCUGAUUUAUUUCCAAAUUUGUUUGUACCUGUCUUUUAAUCUGGAAUAUGAAAACUGAAUAAAAUAUAAAACAUCUAGUUUGGGUUUUCAACUACAACAAUUGUAGACAUUCCACUUCUUGAGCCCUUCUUGAGAAAGGAUGUUGCUAUGUAGUUACAUGGUAGUUGAUAUGCAGUGUUGCCAAUGUUUACAAUGUUUUCUAUUUCAUAGAUUUAAAUCAUGGCAUGCAAACACAGGCUAGUGGGUUCCAAUGGGAGGUAACCUGAGGUUAGACAGGCCCAUCUCAACUUUAGUGACCACCUUCUUCCCUUUUUGAAAGGUGUUUAAUCAUAAUUAUGCCAAAUAAUUAUGAAUAAUUUAUAAUUGAGCCAAAAUAACAUUCCCCGUCACCAAGCACACCUUAAGCAGAGUCUGUUUAUUCUUCAUAAUACAUGCAUCUUUUUUCCAACAAUAAUAUUC